CCAAAAAGACCUAAGUGAUAGGCAUCCCUUUCUGUCACAUCCACAACUUUCUGAAGAUGUUUCAGAUGAGAGUCUUCUGUACAUUGCUGUGCUUCAGCAUCGUCUGGGCAGCAGAAGAUGAAGACACCUUUCUAGAGCACGGAGGAGGAGUGCGUGGCCCCAGAAUAGUGGAGCAUAAAGCUCCAUCUCAGUGCAUACAUGAAAAGAAUUGGCCAGUUUGUUCUGAUGAUGAAUGGGGCUCUAAAUGUCCCUCAGGAUGCCGAAUGCAGGGACUGAUAGAUGAAAUGGAUCAGGAUUUUAGUGACAGGAUAAACAAAAUUAAGAAACUGCUCACAGAUAAUCAAAACAGCUACAAGAAGUCAAACAUUCUAAAAGAGGAAAUCACUACCUUUCUAGAGAGAAAUUUGGCCAGUGCACAAGAGCUUGACAAUAGCUAUGGACAAAUAUCUGAUGAUCUGAGAAGGAGACUUGUGACGCUGAAACAGAGAGUUGCUGACCAAGUAAACAGGAUUAAAGUGCUGCAGAACACCAUCCGUAAUCAAGUUGGAGAGUUGAAGCGUUUAGAGGUGGAUAUUGAUAUUAAAGUACGUUCUUGCAAAGGGUCCUGUGCUCGCGUUUACAACUACAACAUGGACACAGAGAGCUAUGACAACUUACAGAAGCAGCUCAUGCAAGCCAAUUCCAUCAACUUACAACCGGCAUAUGAAGCGACUCCCUUGAGGGUCCUGAAAAUAAGACCACUGAAGGAAUCAACUGUUCCUACCCAUUACAAAACUGCUCCUCUGUCAGAACAAGAAGCAAACAUACUUAAUCAUAUAAAGCUGAUUGAAAUUGUAUUGGAAGAUUCAGGGGCAGAGUCCAGAGGCUCACUGGUGGACAGCAAGCAUGUUGUGUCGAGAACAGAGGCAGCUGGACAACCGCACACUAGCAAGAUAGUCACUCCUAGUUAUGGAGGGGGUUCCCCUAGUAGUAUAAAAAUAGUCAGUCCUUCCAUGACUCAUGUCACCCAUGCAUGCAUCAAAACAGUCACCAGAAAAGUGAUAAUUACUGCUGAUGGUCCCAGAGAAGAGGUUGUUGAAGAGUUUAAAUCUCCGGAUGGUUCAGACUGUGUCCAUUUGAAAGAUUUAGUCAAAGAAGCAGGAGGCAGCUACCAUGUCAAAGUGACCUCUGGUAGUAGAGGAAGUGGUUCACCUGAUUUUCCUUCUGUUCCUCUGGAUGCAAGAGAGUUUUUCACCUCAUCUUCUGGUAGCAGACGCCAUAGCACAGGGACCAUCAGGCAUUCAGAGACUUUUGAAGGACCUGACAUUUUCUCUGAGCUAGGGGAGGGAGAAACAGAUGACUUCUCAGCAUUUGACCACCCCUCCUCUAAAACAAGUGGGACUUCGUCCCAUUCCAGGACAGUUGUGUCCAGCAGCAGUAGUUCUAGUGGCUUCAACAAAGGGGGAUCCACUUUUGAAACCAAGUCAGUGAAAAUCCCAUCGUUUGAGAUGCAACAUGACGACAGUGGAGAGGAUAAUCCUGAUUUUCAGGCACGCAGCUUGAACGCAGGCGGAGAGAAGCGGGGGGAAAGCUACACCGGGACAGACUGUGAGGAUAUCCACCAAAAACACACUUCUGGUGCCCAAAGUGGCAUUUUCAGAAUCAAGCCAGCAGGAUCCGCUAAGGUUUUUUCAGUUUAUUGCGACCAAGAGACCACUUUGGGAGGAUGGCUUCUGGUCCAACAGAGAUUGGAUGGGUCAUUGAAUUUUAACCGGACCUGGGAAGACUACAAGAAAGGUUUCGGCAGCGUGGAUGGCAAAGGGAAAGGAGAGCUCUGGUUGGGCAAUGAAAAUCUCCAUAUACUGACCCAGAGGGACACUGUCCUUCGAGUCGAAGUAGAGGAUUGGGAGGGCAGUGAAGGUUAUGCAGAAUAUAAUAUACACGUAGCCUCUGAAGCAGAAGGCUACAGGCUCACUGUCUCUGAUUAUGAGGGGACAGCAGGGGAUGCUCUUAUCAUGGGCUCAGAGGAAGAUGGCAGUGAAUACACAGCUCACACUAACAUGAAAUUUAGUACUUUUGACAGAGACUAUGACCAAUGGGAGGAGAACUGUGCUGUAAUGUAUGGAGGUGGUUGGUGGUAUAAUAAUUGCCAAGCUGCUAAUCUCAAUGGGAUUUACUACUCAGGAGGUCAGUAUGACCCAAGGAACAACAUUCCCUAUGAGAUUGAAAAUGGGGUGGUCUGGGUGCCCUUCAAGCCCUCUGAUUACUCCCUCAAAGUUGUUAGAUUGAAAAUCCGGCCCUUAGAGACAGUCUAGAUAUCAAGGGAACAACAAAACUUCCAAAACUUUAUAUAUACCUCAAAAUUAUGUGUUUUGUGCGUGUUUUGUCUUUUUGUCUUUUGUUUUUUUACCCAAAGCAACUGAAUGCAACUGCCUAUUAAAUAGAAUAAACAGGUUCAUUCUAAAAGA
This is a messenger RNA of Rhineura floridana, 2447 nucleotides long. It is a transcript of the gene FGA, whose product is annotated as fibrinogen alpha chain. Lineage: Eukaryota; Metazoa; Chordata; Lepidosauria; Squamata; Rhineuridae. Gene Ontology annotation, molecular function: signaling receptor binding. Gene Ontology annotation, biological process: blood coagulation; platelet activation; protein polymerization. The coding region runs from base 57 to 2294 and encodes 745 amino acids. Gene Ontology annotation, cellular component: fibrinogen complex. The record is from RefSeq and is a predicted model, not a curated record. The transcript is spliced from 6 exons.